Molecule: messenger RNA, 1335 nt
Organism: Acanthamoeba castellanii str. Neff
Lineage: Eukaryota; Discosea; Longamoebia; Acanthamoebidae
Exons: 3
Coding region: 1-1335 (444 amino acids)
Source: RefSeq, a predicted model, not a curated record
AUGGUGCGCCUGUUGCGGGUCAUCUCCGCGAGCCAGGACCACCGCGCCUGGUUCCCCAACGCCUCGGCCCUGCCCACGGCCCUGCGGCCCCGCACCUUCCACAACCUGACCCAACACAACCCCAGCAUGCGUGUCUUCCAGCUUCACCUUGCAGUCUCGACCGAAGUCUUCAACUACACCUUAUAUCAAGUCGAGGUGCCCACCGGCCGCACCUUCCAGGGGGUUGAGCUGUGGUGGAGCGAACCACCAUCGGCAGCCGCAAUCGUCGACGCUGAGAAGGUGGUCAAGCUGCCGGCCCACAGCUUCAUACUCGACCAGCCUGCGGGCGCCGGGUGGCGGUACCAGUUCAAGCCGGGGUUCAUGGAGCUGGUUGUACGAUGCGCGUUCUUCAUCCCGGAGGGCGAGAGGAUGCUCCACUUCCCCAAGCCGGCCCCGUUGCUGCCCACUGCUGCCCUCGCCACGCCGCGGGAACCGCUGCCGUCGGCGCCGUGGGCCGGCAUCAGCGAACUGGGCGCGAUCGUGCGGGCCACGGGCGACGACGCCCGGGUGCGAGUUGGCGUGUGGAUCACGAGACAGUUCACUUGGACGGCUGACGUCGACCUCUGGUUGCUGUGGACACUCGACGUCGUGGGCGUAGACCACGUGGUGCUCGAGCUGGCCUCGGUCGAUCUGGACAUCAAGGACGUCGAGCGGCGCCUGGCGCGGCACCCGGGGGUGCUGGAGCGGGUCACCAUCGUCGCCGUCGACGCGCCGGGCCGAGACUACAACGUCACCUACUGCCACCUGCAGGAGCUGCUCGUGUGGGACGGCUUCGUGCGGUUUCAGGCCGACUUCGACUUUGUGUUCCUGGUCGACACCGACGAGUUCGUGCAGCUGUUCAGCACCGAGCCGCCCUACGAGCGGGUCGACGUCAAGACCUUUAUCGCGCGCAACCGCGAGCGGGUGCUGGCCGGGGGGCACGCCUACCUCCACCGGCUGCGGGUCGCACGCACCCAGCCUAACCGCUUGGUCGAGCCCGGGCUGCCCGCGUUCCUGCGUGGCGUGUUGGGCCGCGACGGCGCCCAGAUGCAGACCAUGGCCACGGCCGGCGGCGGCGGGACCGAGGAGCAGGGCAAGAGCCUGUUCAACGUCAACGGCGCUGUGCAGCCCUACCUGCACUACAGCAUGGGCUACCCGAUGAACUUCACCGACGUCUACCCGACCCACAUGUGGGCGCAGGCGGAGGCCCACGUCUUGCAUAUCCGGGAGAAGCCGGACGAAAGCAAGCGCGCCGAGCCGUGGGCCAACGGCACGCUCACUUGGUGGCUGACCCUACUCGAGAAGAAAAAUAAAUAA